Molecule: messenger RNA, 2188 nt
Organism: Lacerta agilis (Sand lizard)
Lineage: Eukaryota; Metazoa; Chordata; Lepidosauria; Squamata; Lacertidae
Gene: PIGK
Product: phosphatidylinositol glycan anchor biosynthesis class K
Exons: 11
Coding region: 44-1228 (394 amino acids)
Biological process (GO): protein localization to cell surface; proteolysis; attachment of GPI anchor to protein
Cellular component (GO): GPI-anchor transamidase complex
Molecular function (GO): GPI-anchor transamidase activity
Source: RefSeq, a predicted model, not a curated record
CUCCAAAGCUCCUCCUUCUUCCUGGUCGUCAGAGCUGCUUAAUAUGGCUGCCUCCAUCGUUCCUCCGUGUAGUCUUCCUGCAACAAUAGUAAUAGCUCUUUUACUGGGUUGCUGUAGUUUAGCGAUCGCAGACGGAAUCCAGGAUCAAGCAGAACAGUUUUUUAGAAGUGGACAUACAAACAACUGGGCAGUUUUGGUGUGCACAUCUCGAUUCUGGUUUAACUACCGCCAUGUGGCCAAUACCCUUUCAGUUUACAGAAGUGUCAAGAGACUAGGCAUUCCUGAUAGCCAUAUAGUCUUGAUGCUGGCAGAUGAUAUGGCAUGCAACCCACGAAAUCCAAGCCCAGCUACUGUUUUUAGUCACAAAAACAUGGAGCUGAAUGUCUAUGGAGAUGACGUGGAAGUGGAUUACCGAAGCUAUGAGGUUACUGUGGAAAAUUUUCUGCGAGUAUUAACGGGCAGAAUCCCAGCAAGCGCACCUCGCUCAAAGCGUCUGCUUUCUGACGACAGAAGCAAUAUUCUUAUAUAUAUGACAGGUCAUGGUGGGAAUGGUUUCUUGAAAUUUCAGGAUUCUGAAGAAAUCACAAAUGUAGAGCUUGCAGAUGCCUUUGAACAAAUGUGGCAGAAAAGGAGGUACAAUGAGUUGCUGUUUAUCAUUGAUACAUGCCAAGGUGCAUCCAUGUAUGAACGAUUUUAUUCUCCCAAUAUAAUGGCUUUGGCUAGUAGCCAAGUUGGAGAAGACUCACUUUCACAUCAACCAGAUCUUGGGAUUGGAGUUCAUUUAAUGGACAGAUACACAUUUUACGUCUUGGAGUUCUUGGAAGAAAUCCAUCCAGCUAGCCAGACAAAUAUGAAUGACCUUUUUCAGGUGUGCCCUAAAAGUUUGUGUGUGUCUACACCUGGACAUCGGACCGAUCUGUUUCAGAGAGAUCCUGAAAAUGUUCUGAUAACUGAUUUCUUUGGAAGUGUACGAAAAGUAGAAAUUACAACGGAGACCAUUUCUCUGGAUCCUAAUUUAGCACCUCAAGAGACCAGCCAUGCUGUCGAUGAAGUUGCAACGGAACCAUUAAAAUAUGCAGAACAACUUCCUGUAGCACAAAUAAUACAUCAGAAACCAAAACAGAAAGACUGGCAUCCCCCUGGAGGGUUUAUCUUAGGACUCUGGGCGCUCAUUAUCAUGGUCUUCUUUAAAACCUAUGGAAUCAAACACAUGAAACACAUCUUUUAGACCCUUAGAGCAAUCAAGAUGUCUUGCUCUGAAUGCACCCUUGAAUAAAAAUGAGGUCUUCUACCUGAAAGUUCUUCUCCACCACCCCACUUGUUAUGAUACUUGCACAUUUUUACUUUGUGUUUUGUAUUGUUAAAUGCAGCUGUUUAAUAUCCACUUUGAACACAUUUUAUAAAACUUCCAAGGACACAAAGGCCUUCUGCUUGUGAGAAUCCUUCCCUCCUCCUCCUCCAUUGAAAUGAAUGAGCAACCUAACAUACAGGCUCCAAAGAGGUAAAAGCAGGCUUCAUCUUACCUUAGUUUGCUGCAGGGAGAAUAGCGUUUGCAUCUACUAUACAGGGAGUAUUCAGGGUGGCAUUACCCUGUAUGUGCACUGCAGAACAAACUGUAAGUUGUAAAAAGAUUAUUAUUUUUUCUACUUCUACUUCUAAUGUAAUCAUUACCCCCAUCACUGAAAUGAAGGUCUAGACAAUAUGCAGAACCUUAUUUAAGAUGUCAUUUUAUCAAUAUAGACUUAAGUCACUUUGCGGACUUUUGCAGUGACAUAUUGAACACUUGCUCAACAGAAACAAAAAUACCAUAGGAAAUAUUGAUUUCGCUCUGUUAAAUACAGACCUUUAGAUCAAUCCUUUUACCUAGGGCAGUUUUGCUUCUUGGAUUCCAAGAAUGAUUAGAAUUGAAAACAAAAAAAGGCCCAAACAAUGUAUUUCCUGGAUCUGCUUGAUGAGAGAACCCACUCACUGCCUUGUGUUCAGCAGAAGGGUAUGCUGUCUGACUUUCCAAAAUUACUUUAUGUUCUUCAGUAUCUUGUUAAGAGGAACAAGUUGUUAAAAACGAGAUUCAUGGGGGGAAAUCCAUUAGGACUAUGUACUUGAAAACUGAACUAUACAUUUUGUUGUCGGGUGUAUUAUUUAUUUGUUCUUUGUGUUCUGCUCUUCAUGAAUUAAAUCUGUUCACAGA